AUGCCGUUAAUCAUCCUAACCGGAUACCCCAGCUCGGGCCUCUCCUACCGCGCCAAACAACUCGCCCACCUCCUCGAACAAACCCAAACCCAACUCUUUGACGCGCUCGACAACGAGACCACCGACGGACAAGCAAAACCGAAACAGAAACGUUUCACGUUCCAUAUUGUCCCUUCCCAUGACCCAGGACAUCCGCGAACUGUAUACGAUAAUGCGCGCACAGAAAAGGAAGCUCGCGCGGUAGCGUACGCGCGAGUCAAGCGCGCGUUGGCCAAGGAUGCGUUUGUGAUUUUGGAUGGGAUGAAUUAUAUUAAGGGGUAUCGGUAUCAGUUAUGGUGUGAGGCAAAGGCCGUGGGGACGACGUGUUGCGUGGUCCACGUUGGAACACCAAUCGACAAAUGCGUCGCAAUCAAUAAUUCUCGCUUAAACCGACAACAGCGACAAGUAAACCUGCCCGAUGCAAGCUCAAAUACAGACGACCUCGCCGAACCAGAUACCGAAGACCCCUACCCUUCAGACCUACACCAAAACUUGAUAUUCCGAUACGAAGAACCCAGCACCCACAGUCGCUGGGACAAACCAUUAUUCACCGUCCCCUGGACAGAUGCCAGACCACCGAUUGAAGAAAUCUGGACAGCGACCACGGGCAUCGAAAUCGAAAAGAACAUUCCCCCCGACAGCACACCAAUAAACCCUCUAGCUUCCCUACUCCAUACCGAUCCCAACACCCCUUCACCACCGUCUACAGCUCAACAAGAUACAGCAAGUAUAGCAUACACAAUCCGCACAACAGCCACCACAAACGCCAACGGUUCCAACCGUCUAGGCCGUCCCCGAAUCAAACCGCACCAAGCAACCGUCCUCCCCACCCAAACCGAUUCCAGCGCUCUAUACACCUACGAAAAGAAAACCUCCGCCAUCAUAACCGCUAUACGAAAUUAUACCUCUUCCAACCCUUCUGUUGAAGCCGCGCUCGCCCGAUCCGCCCAGAUAGGCGGCGUGAAAAGAGCGGAUGAAGAAGGUAUCUCGAUCACGGUACCAGACUCGUCGAUUGCAGUGUUUAUACCUGCUCAUAUCGUUCGGAGUGCGCCCACAGAUGAUCUGGCUGGUGCCGGGGGAUUGUUGACCUUGCCGCGAUUGCAGAGGUUGAGAAGACAAUGGAUUAGUCAGAAUAGGACUUAUAUCGGUAUGACGCAUAAUCAGGUCAAGGGUGCGUUGGGGAGUGAUCAGGUUGGAGAUGCGUUUGUGAGGUUUUUGAAUUUUGAGUUUGCCGGGGAUACGACUGAAUAG
Talaromyces stipitatus ATCC 10500 is the source of this 1290-nucleotide messenger RNA. RefSeq names its product RNA polymerase II Elongator complex associated protein Kti12, putative. The record is from RefSeq and is a predicted model, not a curated record. NCBI's taxonomy places the organism in Eukaryota, Fungi, Ascomycota, Eurotiomycetes, Eurotiales, Trichocomaceae. The coding region runs from base 1 to 1290 and encodes 429 amino acids. The transcript is spliced from 3 exons.